AUGUCACUCUCAGCAGCUGCCAACAAGAUUUCAGACACAGAUUUCCAGAACAUUGGACCUGCUCCAAGGCCGCCAGGUGCGUCUUACAAUAAGACGCAGCCGAUCACAAAUUACCUUUCACAAAUGGAUCUGAAGGACAAGCGCAACGGUAGCGAGCCGCGGGAGUCUCGCCCGUCGCGCGCGGCGUACAGUAAGAAAAGCGGUUGGAUCCAGUAUAAAGACGACGGGCUGUUAUCAUUUUUAUGGCAGAAACGGUACAUGGUGUUGAGUGACUCGUACUUGACCCUGUACAAGAACGAGCCACGUUCUGCAAGUGAGGACCCUGUUCUUCAGGUGCCGCUUACUACUAUAGUGAGCGUAAGUCGGACGCAGCUCAAACAGAACUGCUUUGAGGUCGUCAGAAAUCACGACCGUAAUGCUGGUAGUAGUUCUAGCACUAAUUCCAACACAGCUAAUGGUGCAGGAAGCGCAUCCUCGCUUUCAGCAGCCUCCUCAUCCUCGUCGUCCUCAGGAUCUGAUUCCAGCCGGAAAACAAUGUACAUCUCUACAAAAACGGAGAUCGAACUGCACUCGUGGCUCGAUUCCAUUUUUGCCAAAUGUCCAUUACUCAGUGGAGUUUCAUCGCCAACAAAUUUUACACACAAAGUACACGUUGGGUUUGAUCCAGAAACUGGUUCUUUCGUCGGAAUGCCCUCGAACUGGGAAAAACUACUCAAACAUUCGCGAAUCACAGGUGAGGACUGGAAUAACAACUCUGCCGCAGUAAUCCAGGUUUUGCAAUUUUACCAGGAGUAUAACGGUGCAGGUAACGGCACUAGUACGGGUACUGGUGCCUCGACUGGUGCUGGUAUCAGUAAUGCAUCUGCUUCAUCUUCGUCAUCUUCAUUGCCAAGACCUCUCAAUCCGCAACCACAGUUCGGUGCGAAACAAAGCAGGCAGAAUUCAACAGAUUUAGUUCCACAGAGGAAGCCACCAACCCCCCCUUCCGGGCCCACAUCUCAUCGCCCUAACUUACAGGUAUCAACUUCGUACCAACAAUCCCAGGGCUCUUUGCAAGCAUACCCCAAAUCUUUCAAUUCCAAAUUUGCCUCACCGCUUCAAAACAGGCCGCCUCAUUCGCAUUUGCCUUCACCAUCGCCAUCUGCUAAUAAGGUUCCUCUCGUUCCGCAAAACUCUCAUCUUCCAUUGAAGCAACAGACAAUACAACCACUCCCGUCUCAACAGAUGCAACAAGUACAUCAGCAACAAUCUCAACAACAGACGCCACCACCACAACGACCCAUUGUCCACCCACAGGAUUCGGCGCGCUAUCAGCAUAAUAUGCAAAAUCCAUACGCUUCGAGACCUAAUCCGUCAUCGUCAUCAUCGAGCUCCGAACAAAAUGCUCAAAGACGUGCACCACAGCGCCCGCCCAACAAUCCCUCGCCUUAUUCUACUUCUUCAACUCCGCCUCCGAGACUCCAUCCCCAAAGAGCUGCCCCUGCAGGUCCCAAGUUGCCUGCAGAAUCAAGUGCAAGUACUGCAGCCGCUGUAGCUAUGAGACAGCAAAUAAAGCCAGAAGCUGGUCCCAAUUAUCUGCAACCCAAUAGAGAGGCCCCAAAGAAGCCCGAUAUGACACAUCCCAAAAAGGAUGUGGGUGUCACGAAGCAACGCAAACCUACAAAGCCUACUAUGUCUAACGCAGAAAUCAUGGCUAAGUUGAAAAGCGUGACGUUCAAUACUGAUCCAAGCCCUUUCUUCCAAAUGGUAGAAAAGGCUGGUCAGGGAGCAAGCGGAUCCGUUUAUUUGGCACGGAGGACGCAAUUACCAACGUAUGAGGAAGGUAAUUUGAAUGAGCAAAUAGGCGAGCAACAUAUUGGUGACAAAGUUGCCAUCAAACAAAUGAUUCUCUCCAAGCAACCUAGAAAGGAAUUGAUAGUCAAUGAGAUUUUAGUGAUGAAGGAUUCUCAGCACAAAAAUAUUGUAAAUUUUUUGGAAGCAUAUUUGAAGACUGAAGAUGACUUAUGGGUCGUCAUGGAAUAUAUGGAGGGGGGCUCAUUGACUGAUUUGAUCGAGAAUAGUCCCAAUAACGGCAGUAAUUUCUCACCACUCACAGAGCCUCAAAUUGCCUACAUCGUGCGUGAGACGUGUCAAGGUCUCAAGUUUUUGCAUGACAAGCACAUCAUUCAUAGGGAUAUCAAGUCGGAUAAUGUGUUAUUAGAUACCCGUUCCAGAGUAAAGAUCACAGAUUUUGGCUUCUGCGCAAAACUCACCGACAAAAGGAGCAAACGGGCCACUAUGGUCGGAACGCCAUAUUGGAUGGCACCCGAAGUGGUGAAGCAACGUGAGUAUGACGAAAAAGUAGACGUAUGGUCACUAGGUAUUAUGACAAUCGAAAUGUUGGAAGGGGAACCACCUUACUUAAAUGAAGAUCCGCUCAAAGCCCUUUAUUUGAUUGCAACCAAUGGAACACCAAAAUUGAAACAACCAGAGGCACUAUCUCUGAAGAUCAAAAGAUUUUUAAGCGUUUGUCUUUGCGUUGAUGUAAAGUACAGAGCGUCAACUGAAGAAUUGCUGCAUCACAGCUUUUUUGAUAUGAGCUGUGAUCCAGUUGAUCUAAAUCCACUUUUGGAGUGGAAGAAAUAA
Lachancea nothofagi CBS 11611 is the source of this 2625-nucleotide messenger RNA. Lineage: Eukaryota; Fungi; Ascomycota; Saccharomycetes; Saccharomycetales; Saccharomycetaceae. The record is from the annotation of a GenBank genome assembly.